AUGUGGGUGGCAUGGGCUGCGGGACAUGCGAGAGAGGAGGUCAGCAAGGGGCAUGUUGGGUUCGUGGGCGAGGGCGGUUGCAAGAUCUUUGUGGCAUACUCGCUUGAUGCGGGAGAUGAACGCAAAGUCGGGAAUGACGGUGGUGGGGAGGUGAUGGCGGAGGGAGCGGAUGUAUUGGACGAAGCGGUCUGUGGGACCGGUCUGGCGGAGGUGGAAGAAUUGUUCGAGGUAGUCGUCAAUGGCUUUCUGGGGGCGGAAGGUGGCGGCGAGAAGUUUGUCCCAUUGGAGGAAGGAGUGACGUGGUCCUCCAGAGGCUCGGGGGUUGCUGACUUCAACCAUCCACCAUUUGGCGGCAUUGCCGAGGAGGCGGGAGGUGGCAAUGGGGAGCCAGUGGGCAAGGGGCAUGUGGUGGAGGUGAAAAGAGCUGAGGUUAUCGAGGGUGGUGUCGUAGCAGGUGUGGUCGAUUUGGUUGUUGUCCUCAAGGAGGUAGUUGGGGGGGAGUUGUGGCAUUGCGUGGUAAACCCCCGAGGUGGCUUGGGAAUACGUGGGACGGAUGGUGGGGAUGGUGGAGGUGGUCAUGAUGGGUUGGGAGAGGGCGGUGUGCUGGAUGCGCCGGAUGAGGGAGGAGGUGGAGGGAACGGGACGGUGGUGGAGGUUGAAGGGUUGGUGGAUGUGGUGGUAGAGGUGGUAGGAGUGGAGGAGGUCGGCGGGGGGGUGUUGCUGGAGGCGGCUGUGGAGGAGGGAGUGGUUUGCGUUGUGGAGGAGGGAGUGGUUUGCGUGGUGGUGGCGACCGUGAUGGAGGGGAUGGUCCCUUCGAUCGUGGUGACGUGGUCGCAUAUGGACGACAUGUUGGCCUUUAUGUCGUCGAGAGAGGCGGUGACGGAGGUUCGGAGGGUGUUAAGUGCGUGGAGGAUGGCGGAGAGGUCGGGGGUGGCGGUGUUUGCUGGUGGUUGUUCGCCUGCGAGGUUGCGGGCGAUGCUAUCGACUGAGUCGGUGCGGAUGUCAGACAUGUUGAUGAAGGAUGCGGCCAUGUCAGGGGAAGAGGGGGUGGAGGACGUGGCCUGAACGGGUGUGGAGGAUGCCGCAGUAGCGAUGGCGGCGGCAACAGC
Chara braunii is the source of this 1109-nucleotide messenger RNA. Lineage: Eukaryota; Viridiplantae; Streptophyta; Charophyceae; Charales; Characeae. The record is from the annotation of a GenBank genome assembly.